Macaca mulatta (Rhesus monkey) is the source of this 2181-nucleotide messenger RNA. RefSeq names its product Wnt family member 11 (gene WNT11). Gene Ontology annotation, cellular component: extracellular region. NCBI's taxonomy places the organism in Eukaryota, Metazoa, Chordata, Mammalia, Primates, Cercopithecidae. Gene Ontology annotation, biological process: neuron differentiation; multicellular organism development; canonical Wnt signaling pathway. Gene Ontology annotation, molecular function: frizzled binding; cytokine activity. The record is from RefSeq and is a predicted model, not a curated record.
GUGGGCGGAUCAAAGCGGCCGCCCGCCUUAUAAAGCAGUUUGGGAGGCCCGCGCCGGAGAUUGCGCCGGGCGAGGAGGAGAGCUCGGGCGAGCGGCGAGCACAGGCCCCGGGAGUUGAGCGCAGCCGAGAGCAGCCGGAGUCCGCGCCUGACUCCGCGCGGGUCCUGAGCCGGCCGCAGCUUGCCAGGAUCCCUGGCGUCCUUCUGGCGCCGCUUCACGAAGAGGGCGCCUCCGCCGCUAGCCCAGCCGCAGUGCGCACCGGCCCGCUGGAAACUGCGCUCGCGGCUCCCAGGGCAGGCCAGGGCACCCGGGCACGCAGGGCGCGCCUGGCGAGCGCCCCGGAAGGCGGCAUUCAGGACCAGCAGCGGCCGUGCAGGCGGAGGACUUCAGCGCGGCUCCUCCUGGGUGUGACCCCGGGCGCGCCCGCUGCGCGACGAUGAGGGCGCGGCCGCAGGUCUGCGAGGCGCUGCUCUUCGCCCUGGCGCUCCAGACCGGCAUAUGCUAUGGCAUCAAGUGGCUGGCACUGUCCAAGACACCAGCAGCCCUGGCACUGAACCAGACGCAACACUGCAAGCAGCUGGAGGGCCUGGUGUCUGCACAGGUGCAGCUGUGCCGCAGCAACCUGGAGCUCAUGCACACGGUGGUGCACGCUGCCCGUGAGGUCAUGAAGGCCUGUCGCCGGGCCUUCGCCGACAUGCGCUGGAACUGCUCCUCCAUCGAGCUCGCCCCCAACUAUUUGCUUGACCUGGAGAGAGGGACCCGGGAGUCGGCCUUCGUGUAUGCGCUGUCGGCCGCCACCAUCAGCCACGCCAUCGCCCGGGCCUGCACCUCCGGCGACCUGCCGGGCUGCUCCUGCGGCCCCGUCCCAGGUGAGCCACCCGGGCCCGGGAACCGCUGGGGAGGAUGUGCGGACAACCUCAGCUACGGGCUCCUCAUGGGGGCCAAGUUUUCCGAUGCUCCUAUGAAGGUGAAAAAAACAGGAUCCCAAGCCAAUAAACUGAUGCGUCUACACAACAGUGAAGUGGGGAGACAGGCUCUGCGCGCCUCUCUGGAAAUGAAGUGUAAGUGCCAUGGGGUGUCUGGCUCCUGCUCCAUCCGCACCUGCUGGAAGGGGCUGCAGGAGCUACGGGAUGUGGCUGCUGACCUCAAGACCCGAUACCUGUCGGCCACCAAGGUAGUGCACCGACCCAUGGGCACCCGCAAGCACCUGGUGCCCAAAGACCUGGAUAUCCGGCCUGUGAAGGACUCAGAACUCGUCUAUCUGCAGAGCUCACCUGACUUCUGCAUGAAGAAUGAGAAGGUGGGCUCCCACGGAACACAAGACAGGCAGUGCAACAAGACAUCCAAUGGAAGUGACAGCUGCGAUCUUAUGUGCUGCGGGCGUGGCUACAACCCCUACACAGACCGCGUGGUAGAGCGGUGCCACUGUAAGUACCACUGGUGCUGCUACGUCACCUGCCGCAGGUGUGAGCGUACCGUGGAGCGCUAUGUCUGCAAGUGAGGCCCUGCCCUCCGCCCCAUGCAGGAGCGAGGACUCUGCUCAAGGACCCUCAGCACCUGGGGCCAGGGGUCUGGAGACACUCCAUGGAUUCUGCUUGUGAAUUCCAGAUGCCAGGCAUGGGAGGCGGCUUGUGCUUUGCCUUCACUUGGAAGCCACCAGGAACAGAAGGUCUGGCCACCCUGGAAGGAGGGCCGGGACAUCAAAGGAAACCGACAAGAUUAAAAAUAACUUGGCAGCCUGAGGUCCUGGAGUGCCCAUGGGCUGGUCUAAGGAGCGGGGCUUGGGAUUGGUGAGACUGAUACAGACGUGACCUUUCAGGGCCACAGAGACCAGCCUCCGGGAACGGGUCUGCCCGCCUUCUUCAGAAUGUUCUGCGGGACCCCCUGGCCCACCCUGGGGUCAGAGCCUGCUGGGCCAACCACAUGGAACCACUAGCUUGGGUUGUAAAUGUUUUCCUUUGUUUUUUUGAUUUUUCUUCCUUUGGGAUGUGGAAGCUACAGAAAUAUUUAUAAAACAUAGCUUUUUCUUUGGGGUAGCACUUCUCGAUUCCUCUUUAUAUAUUUUAUAUAUAUAAAUAUAUAUGUGUAUAUAUAUAUAUAUAUAAUGAUCUCUAUUUUAAAACAAGCUUUCUAAGCAGCUGUACGAAAUAAAUGCUGAGUGAGCCCCAGCCCGCCCCUGCA